UGUGUUCGAAUGUGAGAAAAAUCAUGUGGCCUUGUAGGAUUAAAUUAUUACAGGUGAUUGAUGGUGAAUUUUGUAAAUGAGCCAUGCAUUAUGCUUUUUAACAUGGGGCAUGAAAUGUCAGGUCUAUAAUAGUCCCUUGUAGAAGGAAGGUAAGUGGGUGGGGAGGGCAAGGAUUUUUGGUCUCUUCGCAUAAAUGGGGGAAAGCAAUGCAGUGGGGAGUAAAGAAUGCAUCACAAGCUGGGCCUAUUGUAGUGGAUACUUCCUUAGUUGGACUACCAACUAGGUCACUGCAUAUCUAUCUACUUGAACUGUGUACUAGCACCAUGUUGUGUCUUGUGUCAGAUCCCCCAAAACUGCAAACCUUUGGUUUCUGGACUAAUACCAAAGUUUUGGGUAUGAAUGAGUGAAUAUGUCUUGUCACAUUUGAAUAGAUUUGGUUUUUUCAUAAAGUGCUACAGUGUAGGAUCUCUUUUAUUGUUCAAGUAGUUGAAAUUACUUGGGAAUAAUUGAAAUGCAGGAUUUUAUCUCCCUAUUCACACUAGAGCAAUUAAAUGUUGUUUUGGCUAUUCAAUUUGUACUUCUUAUUCCUUCAUACAGUAUUGAGGAUUGAAGUAUCUAUUUGGGUUAAAAGUACAUAUUCAAAAUAGAGAUGUUGGUGUUCUCAGUAAUUAAUAAAGUUAAAGGACACUUUGGACAAUCCCUAAAUUCGUGGAAUUUAUCUUCUCCUUUCAUGCAGCCACUCCAAUGCAGGUGUAAUUACAUUUUGUUAACAUGGUGCAAGUGUGGGCUUUAUGUCAGACUUAAAGAAGUUCAUAAUUUCUAUGCUUUGAUUGUUGGAGAAAUUGCAAAUUUUGCUGCUUAUGCAUUUGCUCCAGCUAUUCUGGUUACUCCUCUUGGUGCACUCAGCAUUAUUAUCAGUGCUGUACUGGCACGUAUCAUUUUAAAGGAGAAGCUGCAUAUUUUUGGGAUUCUUGGUUGUGCUCUGUGUGUUGUGGGUUCUACCACAAUUGUUCUGCAUGCUCCUCAGGAACGUGAAAUUGAAUCUGUGAAAGAAGUGUGGGAACUUGCUACUGAGCCAGGUUUUCUCUUGUAUGCAGCUGUCGUGUUAACAGCAGUCUUCGUUCUUAUAUUUCAAUAUAUCCCAGAAUAUGGUCAGACACAUAUAAUGGUCUAUAUUGGGGUUUGCUCAUUAGUUGGUUCUUUGUCGGUCAUGAGUGUAAAAGCCCUUGGAAUUGCCUUGAAGCUAACAUUAUCAGGAAUGAACCAAUUACUCUAUCCCCAAACAUGGUCUUUCGCUGUUGUAGUCAUUACUUGUGUUAUUACCCAGAUGAAUUAUUUGAACAAGGCCCUUGACACAUUCAACACAGCUGUUGUAUCUCCCAUCUACUAUGUCAUGUUUACAUCUUUAACCAUUUUGGCAAGCGUGAUCAUGUUUAAGGACUGGGAUAGACAGAGUCCAACGCAGAUUGUAACGGAAAUGUGUGGUUUUGUGACCAUCCUCUCAGGAACCUUUCUUCUUCACAGAACAAAGGACAUGGUUGAUGGUACGUGUUCAUCACCUUCAUCACGGCUUCCAAAACACACAGAUGAAGAGGAUGGUUUUGGAUCAGAAGGCAUUCCCCUAAGGAGGCAGGAUGCUUUGAGAUCAACAUAGCAUGCUGAGGGAACUCAGUAAUGUAAACUUGUAUUUUUACAGGCACUGGGGAGUAUUAGAUCCACCUUCACAUGUUCUUCCUCAAGGCAACUGGAAAAGGAAUUUUCAGCUUGUUCACUCCUUAUCUCUUUCUGAAACAUGAGUUGCAGCCACCAUCAGAAGCCAGAGUCCUUCCCCUCCCCUCAGACAAAAGUGCGGAUAUAUAUCAGAGAAUAUUGGUUGUAUAAGAGGAAAUUGCUUAGCUGAUGAACCUUGCCAUCAAAAGUAUGAAAUUAUCAGGUCUAUAUUGACAUUCCAUCCCUUUAGCUUUUCCAUACUUGUACCUCCAUUGACAUACUGCUAUUAUAGUCCAAUUUCAAAAGUCUCAUAUUCUUUUUGGAAACGAAUAAAUCUUCUGGUUGAAUCUUUUCCCUCAA
This is a messenger RNA of Diospyros lotus (date-plum), 2070 nucleotides long. RefSeq names its product probable magnesium transporter NIPA4. NCBI's taxonomy places the organism in Eukaryota, Viridiplantae, Streptophyta, Magnoliopsida, Ericales, Ebenaceae. The record is from RefSeq and is a predicted model, not a curated record. The coding region runs from base 650 to 1654 and encodes 334 amino acids. Gene Ontology annotation, molecular function: magnesium ion transmembrane transporter activity. Gene Ontology annotation, cellular component: membrane. Gene Ontology annotation, biological process: magnesium ion transport. The transcript has 8 exons.